Suncus etruscus (white-toothed pygmy shrew) is the source of this 972-nucleotide messenger RNA. Its product is annotated as olfactory receptor 49. The transcript has a single exon. Gene Ontology annotation, biological process: G protein-coupled receptor signaling pathway. Gene Ontology annotation, molecular function: G protein-coupled receptor activity; olfactory receptor activity. The coding region runs from base 1 to 972 and encodes 323 amino acids. The record is from RefSeq and is a predicted model, not a curated record. NCBI's taxonomy places the organism in Eukaryota, Metazoa, Chordata, Mammalia, Eulipotyphla, Soricidae. Gene Ontology annotation, cellular component: membrane.
AUGCACACCUCUGCCUGGUCAUUAGCAGAGCAUCCAGGGAUCAAAUGGAACCAGACCUCAGUUACUGAGUUCAUCCUACUGGGGCUUUCCAAUGCCUGUGAGCUACAAAUGCUCAUCUUCCUGGGGCUCCUUCUGACCUAUCUUAUCACUCUGCUAGGAAAUCUCCUCAUCAUGGUCAUCACCCUCUUAGACAGACGCCUCUACACCCCUAUGUACUACUUUCUCCGCAACUUUGCUUUCCUGGAGAUCUGGUUUACCUCUCUCAUCUUCCCCAAGAUGCUUGCCAACAUCCUGACUGGAUGUAAAACCAUCUCUCUAAUGGGUUGUUUCCUACAGUCUUUCCUCUAUUUCUUCCUGGGCACUACAGAGUUCUUUCUGCUGGCAAUGAUGUCUUUUGACAGGUAUGUGGCCAUAUGUAAUCCUUUGCGUUAUGCCACCAUCAUGAACAAAAGGGUCUGUGUCCAGCUAGUACUUUGUUCAUGGACAACAGGAUUCCUUCUUGUGAUUGUUCCAAGUUUCCUCAUAUUCCAGAUGCCAUUCUGUGGUCCCAAUGUCAUUAAUCAUUUCUUCUGUGACAGCUUUCCCCUUUUGGAACUCAUAUGUGCAGACACAAGUCUUGUAGAGUUUCUGGGGUUUAUAGGUGCCAUCAUCAGCUUACUAGGCACUCUGUGUGUGACGGCCACCUGCUAUGGCCAUAUCCUGUACACCAUCCUGCGCAUUCCUUCAGCCAAGGAGAGACAGAAGGCCUUCUCAACAUGCUCCUCCCACAUCAUCGUUGUGUCUCUCUUUUAUGGAAGCUGCAUCUUCAUGUAUGUUCGGUCAAGCAAGGGUGACCAGGGGGAGGAUAGGAACAAGGUAGUGGCUUUGCUCAACACUGUGGUGACCCCAAUGCUCAAUCCCUUCAUUUAUACCCUGAGAAAUAAGCAGGUAAAACAGGUGUUUAAGGAGCAGAUAAACAAACUUUUUAUAUAA